Molecule: messenger RNA, 2182 nt
Organism: Onychostoma macrolepis
Lineage: Eukaryota; Metazoa; Chordata; Actinopteri; Cypriniformes; Cyprinidae
Gene: dusp19a
Product: dual specificity phosphatase 19a
Exons: 5
Coding region: 263-904 (213 amino acids)
Biological process (GO): protein dephosphorylation; regulation of MAP kinase activity
Cellular component (GO): cytoplasm
Molecular function (GO): JUN kinase phosphatase activity
Source: RefSeq, a predicted model, not a curated record
GUUUUUUCUAGGUGUUGCCCUGACGGCCAGAACGAGGCUGCUUCCGGCAACGACGUCACUGCGUCACGUGACUGGAGCCCUCCGCAGGACCUCCGCCCCCCUCGCGCUGUUGUUGAAAAGACGUGUUUUCAGGUAGUAUCGAGGUCACAGAAAUGUAGACGGGCAUUAGGCUACUAGUGAGGGAGCAACAAACCGUCUCACAGCGCAAACUCAAAUUCAGAGCCUUUACAUUUCUACCUUGGACAUCUCCACCUCAAAUGUGAUGCAGUCGCUUGCACAAGAAAUAAAAUCCUUCUCCAAAGCUAAUUUGCGGAAACAAUGCACCAGAGUAACGACUUUGAGCGGCAGGCGGAUUAUUGAGACAUGGAAAGGUUCCACUGUACAGGUGGUUGAGGAAACAGUACAGCCUGAAACUGCAUGUGGGUAUGUUCAGGAUAAUAACUGGGAUCUUCAAGUUGGAUUUGUUAAACCAUAUCUAUUACUUGGGUCACAAGAUGCCGCUCAUGACUUUGGUACUUUGAGGAAAUAUAAGGUCACACAUAUAUUAAAUGUUGCAUAUGGUGUGGAAAAUGCCUUUCCUGACCUGUUCAUCUAUAAAACACUGAGCAUACUGGAUCUGCCUGACAUUGAUAUCAUAUCACAUAUCGAGGAGUGUGCACAGUUUAUAGACCAGGCUAAAGCUGAGAAAGGAGUUGUACUUGUCCACUGCAAUUCUGGAGUUUCACGUUCUGUUUCGGUCGUCAUUGGAUAUCUGAUGUUGAAGGAAAAUCAGCCUUUUGGAGACACAUUUGCACUGGUGAAGUCAGCUCGACCGGCCUCAUGUCCAAAUCCAGGUUUCAUGGAACAGCUGAAAAACUUCAGACCACAGGAUGCUACACAAGCAAACGGUUUGGGUCAUGAUUGAACAUUAUUCUACAGCUGCAUCAACGCAAUGUCAAAGAAAUAGUUCACCCCAAAAUUAAAAUUCUGUCAUCGUUUCCCCCACCUAAUAUCUUUUAAAGCUGGUUUUCCAUUGACCACAGUGGUGAUAUUUAUAGAGAAUGUCCAAGCUGCUCUUUUCCUUACAGUGAAAGGUUGAGGCAGUCUAUUCCUCACACUAAGCUUGGAAAUGACAAAAAGUAAUAUGGGUUUUUAAUGAUAUGAAGGUGAGUAAAUAAAGACAGAAUUUUCAUUUUUUGGUGAACUGCCCUUUAAAAGCCACCAGUGCUUCCAUCAUAGUUUCGUAUAUGGCUUUAGUUUAACACUUUGGAAAUGUCUUGUAGGUGCUAAAAUGACAAAAAGAAAAUUUGCUGCCGAUCAGCUGGAAUUUGAAUUGAACUGGCUCCACAGGAUGUUGAAAUGAAUCUUGAAAUUAUGGGAAGAACUUCGAAUUUACUGAAAUGCAGUAGAAAGAAAUUCCCAACCUAUUCCAUUUUAUUUGUAAUUCCUUCAGUUCAAUUACAAUUCUCAUCCUGUGUGCUGCUUCAGUUUCAUUUCAGGAAUUCACAUUCAAAAGUCAUUCACAUCUAUACAUUAGCUAAUUUUAGUAGCUCCAUUUCAUUAUAAAUUAGCUUAACAUAUGGUAUCCUUUAAGAUGCAGUUAUUUUCCCAUUCAUCAGGUGUUUAAAAUCUUCUUUCCUGAUAGUGACAUCUUGUGGUCAACCUUUAUAUUUAGCAUUAUCAUUGAUCCAGUGAAAUAAUUUGAUCCAAUUUAUUUUAUUUAUUUUAUUUUUUUAAAUAAAGACCGGCUCUUAUACUCUGUAACUUUGAUAGCAACACUCAAUCAUUUUGUCCUCAUUUGAUGUCCUUGAUCAGCAUCUGGGAUGUUAAAGCUAUAUUUGUGCAAUAUAGUAACUUAAAUAUCAACCAAAAGAGAAGGUCUAGUUGAAUAAGUAUUCCUGGUACAUCAAAUCUUAGUUCAGUUUCUUUUGUAAUUUUGUAAUUUUAAUUACAUAUUUUGAUGUUUUUGUCCAUAGAUUGCAUACUAAUAGAGAUUUUCUUUUUUUUAAAACAAAAAUCUUAAGAUUCUUGUUUAAUCUCGUUGUGAUGUGUUUUUCUGAAGGUAGAAAAUUGUCAUCAAUGCUUGUGAGGAUGUUUGACAUGAAAGUUUAUUUCACUUUUAGAACUUCUGGGAUUAAUUUUGUGCUGUAGACUGAGCCUUGCUUUUAAAGUAUGGAUGUGUGGAAUGGAUUGUAUUGAAUAA